This is a messenger RNA of Aspergillus pseudoviridinutans, 213 nucleotides long. RefSeq lists its product as uncharacterized. The transcript has a single exon. The record is from RefSeq and is a predicted model, not a curated record. NCBI's taxonomy places the organism in Eukaryota, Fungi, Ascomycota, Eurotiomycetes, Eurotiales, Aspergillaceae. The coding region runs from base 1 to 213 and encodes 70 amino acids.
AUGGCCGUUGCAAUCUUCAACCGUGCCCGCGAGGUGUUCCAGAGUCCUGUGAUGGUGGCCGUCGUGAGCGGGGAGGAGUACUUCCCGGCCCCGAAGUGCAGACCUACGAAGAGAUCAGAGGUAUAUGACGAUCUUCGAUCUAGCUUGUACGUGAAAUAUGGGAGUGAAACCGGAUCGCAUCGCGGUUCUGGACGACCAUGGCAGGGUCUUUAA